This is a messenger RNA of Penaeus indicus, 2619 nucleotides long. RefSeq names its product sodium/mannose cotransporter SLC5A10-like. Gene Ontology annotation, biological process: transmembrane transport. NCBI's taxonomy places the organism in Eukaryota, Metazoa, Arthropoda, Malacostraca, Decapoda, Penaeidae. The coding region runs from base 95 to 2206 and encodes 703 amino acids. The record is from RefSeq and is a predicted model, not a curated record. The transcript is spliced from 14 exons. Gene Ontology annotation, cellular component: plasma membrane. Gene Ontology annotation, molecular function: D-glucose:sodium symporter activity.
CGGUUGACAGGUGAGGAGUGCGGACGCGGUCAGAGCCGCUCCUUGCCAAGACGUUCUGUACGUGGAUUGGUGUACGUGAGUGUCCGUUCCCGACAUGAGCACGGCUACUACUAUCAUGCCGGACGCAGGAGGAGAGGCAGAAGGAGGCUCGAGGAUAGGAUGGCCGGAUGGACUGGUCAUUGCAGCGUAUUUUCUUUUCGUGUUCGGCGUUGGACUCUGGUCCUCGUAUCGCAACAAAAGUAGCAAUGUGUCGGAUUAUUUCCUCGCCGCCAGGAAUAUGCACUGGAUACCCGUCGGCGCCUCCCUCUUCGCCAGCAACAUCGGGUCGGGGCAUUUCAUCGGCCUUGCGGGAUCCGGAGCUGCUUCGGGCAUCGGCGUCGCAGGGUUCGAACAGAGUGCUAUCUACAUCCUCAUGCUUCUGGGUUGGCUGUUUGUCCCGGUGUACAUGAGUUCGGGUGUUUACACAAUGCCCGAGUUUAUGAAGCUGAGAUUCGGAGGACGUCGGAUUCGAGUCUAUCUCUCAUUCCUGGCGCUUCUGCUCUACAUUUUCACUAAGAUUUCUGCCGACCUGUACGCAGGCGCGCUGUUCAUCCAGCUGGCCCUGAACAAGAAUUCCUCGGGAUGGCUGUACCUCGCCAUCCUCAUCCUGCUCGCCAUGGCAGCUGUCUUCUGCAUCGCCGGCGGGUUGUCGGCCGUCGUAUGGACCGACUUCGUGCAGACCAUCCUCAUGGUGGUGGGGGCUUUCAUCCUCAUGGUCCUCUCCCUCAAAGAGGUGGGCGGAUUAUCGAAGCUGGUGGAGGACUACCCUUACGCGCGCGCGACCCUGCGAGCAACGGACCAUGAUAAUAACACCUGUGGAGAACCCUCGCCGUACUACCUGUCUCUCCUGCACCCGAUCCAGCCCGGCCUGUCCGACUACCCAUGGACGGGCAUGAUCUUUGGGCUCACUAUCAACUCCAUCUGGUACUGGUGCACAGAUCAGGUGAUCGUGCAGAGGACACUGGCCAGUAAGGACAUGAUCCACGCCAAGGCAGGUUGCAUUCUGGCAUCCUACCUUAAAUUCCUGCCUCUGUGGCUGCUGGUGUUCCCGGGGAUGGCUGCCCGCAUCCUGUACCCCGAGCGCGUGGCUUGUGCAGAUCCUGAGGAGUGUAUCAGGAUUUGCGGCAGUGCUGGAGGAUGCACCAAUAUUGCAUAUGCAGAGCUGGUGCUUAACCUGCUUCCUGAAGGUCUGGCGGGGCUGAUGCUGGCGGUGAUGAUGGCGGCCCUCAUGUCCUCCCUCACGUCGAUCUUCAACUCCGCCUCCACGAUCUUCACCAUGGACGUGUGGGUGCUCAUCCGGCCGAAGAUCAAGUGCUCUCGGCUGGCGGCCAAGCCCACGCAGGCCGAGCUUCUCUUCGUGGGCCGCGCCUUCGUGCUCGUCCUUGUCGGCAUCUCCGUCAUAUGGAUUCCUGUCAUUCAAAACACCGGCAACUCCCAGCUGUUCCAUUAUAUUCAAGCUGUCUCCUCCUUCUUGGCGCCGCCCAUCUGUGCCGUCUAUCUGCUUGCUAUGUUCUGGUCUAGGACUAACGAACCCGGUGCGUUUUGGGGUCUUAUGAUAGGCCUCGUAAUUGGAAUGCUGCGUUUUAUCGUCGAGUUCUCCUUCACCCUACCUCCCUGUGGUUCUAGCGAUCCAGACCCCCGGCCCGCCUUUGUGAAGUUGACCGUGGGGAACGUGCACUACCUUCACUUCUCGUGUAUCCUGUGGAUUAUCACCGGCCUGGUCACUGUGGGCGUUUCCCUCCUGACGGAGCCCAUUCCAGAGGAGUGCCUGUACCGGCUGACCUUCUGGACGCGCCACGACCCUCGCAUCAGGCAGCCGUUGGAGGAGGAGGACGACUAUGACGACGACGCCCCGGCUACGAACGGAGGAACCAAAGCCAGCGAGCAUACUGAGAAUGCUGUCAACGGGAGCAGUGACGCGCCGCAGCAGAUGGAAGUGGAAGGUUCUGCUGAAAUCGAAAGCAAAUUUCAACGAAUCAAGAAGUACCUGUGCAGCGCCGUUCCUGAACUUGAAGAGGAAAGUCCAAAGGUCGUUCUAACUGAAAGCCAGAAAGCUGAAGAUGCUGCUGCCUUCCUUAAGGAGCCACCCUUCUGGAGAAAUUUCGUGAACUACAACGCCAUCCUGUGUCUGGCUCUCACGACUUUUGUCUGGGGAUUCUUCGCUUAAUGAAACUCCAUGUGCUAUGAGUGCACCUAGACCCCAGUUUUCGGUUAAACUGAUAUUAGAUAGACAUACCAAGUGUACAGUUUUAGAUAUAUAUAUAUAGUUUAUACGAGUAACUCAUAUGAAACCUUUUUUUUCUAACAAGAUCUUGAGUAUUUUUAUACAUCGGUGUGUAUGGUUCCAUUGGCAUAUAUAACAAAGCUCCGAAGAGUAUAUAAAACAGUCCACGUGGCUUUUAAGCAUUUCGAAAUAUAUCGAGCCUAGCUACAGAGAAGGAUCGAUCACAUGCUAUUUGCUCAUUAUUUUUCAUCUUUUCACCGGUUUCAUUUCUUAAUUUCAUUUUCUGUCUUGUCCUGAUCCAACGAAUGCAAAGUUACAAGGCCAGUAGUUAUAAAUUUGGUGGUAAGUAGCCAUUA